CACCCACGAAGAAGACGCGGGUCAAAGUUGACCCUCGUGUGUUGUGCUCGAGCAGGAGGUCCGGCAAAAACAGGAGCGAACUCAGUUUUACAAGAAGUCAGUUUUCUGAAAAGAUAUCCUGUUUUCAUCCUUUAAAGCCACAAUGGCCUCCUACACGUGCAUCAGUUGCCGCGUGGCAUUUGCAGACGGUGAGGUGCAGCGAGCGCACUACAAGACCGACUGGCACCGUUACAACCUGAAGCGUAAGGUGGCCGACAUGCCUCCCGUCACUGCCGAGAACUUCCAGGAGCGCGUCCUGGCCCAGAGGGCCGCCGCCGAGAAGCAGCUCUCCGACGCCGCCACCGUGGAGGGAUGCUCCGCCUGCAACAAGAAGUUCUCCAGCGUCAACGCCUAUCAGAACCACCUGCAGUCCCACAAACACCAGCAGGCAGAGAAGCAGGCCCUGCUGGUCGCCCAGAGGAAGGUGGAGAAGAUGAACGAGAAGAAUCUGGAGAAGGGGCUCGGCGAUGAGAAACCAGACCACGACGCGAGAAACGAGGCCCUGCAGCAGGCACUGAGAGAGCAGCAGAGGCCGAGUCCCGCCAAGCCGGGAGGCAGCCAGACACCACAGCAGAGGGCGGAGAAGCCACCCAGGAUGAUGUGGCUGGAGGAGCAGGCCCGCCGGCGAGAGAGAGAGGAGGGCGCCGGAGAUGAAGAAGAAGAAUGGGAGGACUUCGAUCAGGAUGAAGAUGACGACGACGACGACGACAUGGACGAAGAUGCUGAUGAGGAGGAGUCCGUGGACCCGGAGGACGGCAGCGCGGCCGGCCUCCCAGACUCGCACGCCGCCGCCCUGCCUGGCUCCAUCCCCGUCACCGACUGCCUGUUCUGCUCGCACCACUCCAGGUCGCUCCUGAAGAACGUCGCCCACAUGACCAAAGUCCACAGCUUCUUCAUUCCUGACGUGGAGUUCCUGGUCGACCUCAAGGGCUUCGUUCAGUAUCUGGGUGAAAAAGUCGGUGCUGGAAACGUGUGUCUGUGGUGUAACGAGAAGGGACGCUCGUUUUACUCCACAGAGGCAGUACAGAGUCACAUGACCGACAAAAGCCACUGUAAACUCUUCACGGACGGCGACGCCGCCCUGGAAUUUGCAGACUUCUACGACUUCAGGAGCAGCUACCCCGACAGGAAGGAGGGAGAAGACGCCGUCAUGGACGACGACGAGCUGCCCGACGACAAGGCCCUGGAGUACGACGACGACACGCUGGAGCUCACCCUGCCUUCAGGUGCAAAGAUUGGCCACCGCUCCCUCAUGAGGUACUACAAGCAGCGGUUUGGAGCCGAGCGGGCCGUGGCGCUCUCCCACAACAGGAACGCCGUCGGCCGAGUCCUCCGGCAGUACAAAGCCCUGGGCUGGGGAGGAGACGCCGGCGACGGCUCCCUGCAGAAGCAGAAGGACAUGAAGUACGUGCAGCUGAUGAAGUCCAAGUGGGCGCUGAAGAUGGGCAUGAACCACAACGCCACCAGGCAGAAGCACUUCAGAUGCCAGGUCAUGUUCUGAGCCGGGAGGGAGGAGUGGCCACGGAUCCUGAACGCUGACUCACACCAAGCGAGUGUUCUUCAUUCAUGGACGGUGGUGAAUUUGGUGUUCAAGUAAUUCAGCUUUAUUUGGUUGUUGCUGAAAAUCUGCAGCGAAACGCUCUCUGUCUGCAGACAAAUGAUUUAUUUUACAGAUGUUUCAUCUGCUUGUGAUAAAUAUCUCGAGGGAAGCUCUGAUGGAAUUUGCUGCAUUAUAAAAAGCUCAAGGGAAAGAAUUCCAUUCUUAAAAUCAUUAAAAUUCUGUAUAAACCCUA
Molecule: messenger RNA, 1832 nt
Organism: Salarias fasciatus (jewelled blenny)
Lineage: Eukaryota; Metazoa; Chordata; Actinopteri; Blenniiformes; Blenniidae
Gene: znf622
Product: zinc finger protein 622
Exons: 7
Coding region: 143-1540 (465 amino acids)
Biological process (GO): ribosomal large subunit biogenesis
Cellular component (GO): preribosome, large subunit precursor
Molecular function (GO): nucleic acid binding; zinc ion binding
Source: RefSeq, a predicted model, not a curated record